Molecule: messenger RNA, 2019 nt
Organism: Acyrthosiphon pisum (pea aphid)
Lineage: Eukaryota; Metazoa; Arthropoda; Insecta; Hemiptera; Aphididae
Product: modular serine protease
Exons: 11
Coding region: 204-1859 (551 amino acids)
Biological process (GO): proteolysis
Molecular function (GO): serine-type endopeptidase activity; protein binding
Source: RefSeq, a predicted model, not a curated record
ACUAUUCAGUCGAUCAUAGACGUUUGCACUGGCUUAAUCAUAUUAAUAAUAAUAAAAGAUUUAACCAUUUGAAUGUUGAAUUGUAAGCAGUUAUUUAUGAAUCGGUCAAAAUUAUUAAUCAUGUACAAUUAAUUUUAAUAUUAACAUUCUCUAUUUAGUGCUGUUAUCUUAUUAAAUUUUCAUUAUACUAUCGUUGUCAGUCGAUGACCAUGAAAUCUUUGUUCUCCUGGCUAACGUGUUUUUGUUUCAUUUUUGAAACGGGCAUUUUGUGUGAUAGAAAACUUGAAAAACGACAAACCAUAUUUUCUUGCCCGGGUGUAACGGAAUAUGGGUGUGGAUCUGGCGAGUGCAUUGAUGUCUCAAAUACUUGUAAUGGAAUACGAGAUUGCAGUGAUGGAUCGGACGAAACUUCACUUUUGUGUGAAACGGUCCUGUGUCCUGCACAGUAUACAUUCAGGUGCAAAUAUGGCGCUUGUAUCAGUAACAAGAAUAUAUGUGACGGCAUCGAACAGUGUGCCGAUGGUUCAGACGAAGAAAAGUGUCCCAAUUCAACUUUAAUAUCAACAUUUACGAGUUCAAUACCUAAAAAACCUGACACGGCAAAACCAAAACCAAUAACCGCGCCGUCUCACAUUAAGAAAACUUGCAGGAUACCGGCAAUUGAGGGCACAAAAUAUUUUUACAAAGAUCGGAAUCAAAAUUUUUCUCUGUCUCAUGCCACUGAAAUUGAACAAUAUCGCAUAAUUGAGGAAGACUGCGAAGCUGGGUAUUAUAAAGUUGUUCCUUACAGAUUUAUGGUAUGUUCAGAAUCCGGACAAUGGAGACCAUUCGUAACUGAAGAAUUAUGUUUGAAAAUGUGUCCACCUAUGAAAUCAGAUAGUUUGGAUUUUGAAUGUACCUUUGAGGAUAAAUAUAUUAGUUGCUUAACUCCAGUACCUGGCACUAUAUUGUAUCAAACAUGUAAAGUCACUCAUAAAUUACCAAGUGGACAGGAACAAGUCCCACAUCAAUUACUUUGUCUGGAAAAUGCAACAUGGAGUGAUGCUCUAUAUACUUGUAUUCCAACUUGUGGUCUACUAUAUACUCCAAGUGAAGUAUUAAACGAUGGGAAAGUAGAAUAUGGGACAGUGCCUUGGAGUGUUGGAUUAUAUAGACAAAUAAAAAGUCGUGAUGGGUUUUAUGAAUUAAUAUGUGGAGGAACAUUAAUUGCUCUGAAUAAAGUUAUCACUGCGGCCCAGUGUUAUUGGGAAGAAGGGUAUACGAAUAAAAUAUUGAUGAAUGAAAAACAUAAGUAUAAAAUUGCCGUCGGAAAAUAUACUAGUGACCUUUCGAUAAAGGACAAUAAUUUUACUCAGAUUAUCGAUGUGGGUUUUGUUUAUCUGAAAGAGAGUUAUUAUGGCCCUUCUGGGUAUUAUGCCGAUGAUUUAGCUAUUAUCGUGUUACAAACUCACGUUACAAUCAGCGACGUUGUUAUGCCAGCUUGUAUCGAUUGGUUCAAACAAUAUUCUGUUCCGAAUGGAUCUAUCGGAAAGGUUUUCGGCUGGGGAAAAUCGGAAGAUUUGGAAACAAGUUCUGUUUUGUUAGAAGCAAACGUAUCAUACACUGACAAAAAUACUUGUCGUGAUAUGUAUUCCAAUGGAUUUCAAUCAUUGGUGACUAUUGAUAAAUUUUGCGUCGUUUCUCAAUUAGAACAAAGUAUUACUGAAGGAUUUAUUGGAUCAGGCUUAACAUUUGAACACGGGGCUAUACAAUUUUUGACCGGAAUAGCGAGUGUCAUGGAUCCAUACACAAACGAUUUAGUCGCUGUUUUUACGGAUGUAAGUCACCAUAUUCAAUGGAUUCGCGAACGACUUCUCUAAUGUAUAAGUGAAUACAUCAUGGUAUAGUAAGAUGUAUUCAUUCGUUUCACACCGAAUGAUUUUUUUUUUAUUUAUAAACUAUAUUGUGUAAAACUCGGAUUAAAUAAUACGAAACCUUAGUAUUAAAAAUUUCGUACAAUAAAUUAUUUAUUUUACAUUA